This is a messenger RNA of Paramuricea clavata, 3603 nucleotides long. The record is from the annotation of a GenBank genome assembly. NCBI's taxonomy places the organism in Eukaryota, Metazoa, Cnidaria, Anthozoa, Malacalcyonacea, Plexauridae.
AUGCCAUUUUUUCAUCCUACUGAAGAACCUGGCAGCGAAGGAGAGAAAACAGCCUCGUUGGAGUUAUUCAUCGUGGAAAAACGUUCAAACGAUAGCGAUAAAUUGUCGUUUGAGGUAUAAAAGUUCUUACAAGCUAUAGAUCAGUUCUUCAAUUCAAGUCCACGAAAGUCUCACUGCGAGUCCGAAAAAGGAUGAAGUUGAUUUAUCCAGUAUAGUUAUGAAAACUGGAGUUUAAAUGAAAUGAAUAAAACAACAAUUAAAGACAGUUGAUAUGCAUAGUGUCGGUAGUAAUGUUGUGAAUAUAAGUCAUAUGGAGAUUAAAUAUAUUUGACAAAAGUACUAAACCUUUCCGUGUAUUUUACGUUUUACAGAAAUUUUCAUUUCGAAGUUGUGAUACGACUGUUGUUGUAAAAGAGACGCUGUUUUUUGCCAUCUUAAAAGACUUUCACUUUCACAAGAAAGUGGCGCAUGUAUUCUUUGAAAGGUAGAUAUUGCAGAUAUUUUGUCAGGGAGCUACUAUUGACACCUAACACGGAAGAUAUUUUAACAACAUUCUGAACACUUAAGCCCCAGUUACACGAUACUGAAUUCACUUAGUACGACUUGCAGCUCGGGAAUAAUGUCCUUCCAUAACAUUUCCUCUUUGACAAUUUUCGCCUAAUUUUGUCAUAUGUCUUGAAACGGUUAAAUUCGAUGUUGUGACAAGCGAAUCCAGUAUUGUGUCACACGCCUAUAUAUUUUCGCAAGAAUGGAAAUUAACCUAAAAAGUCGACCGCUAAAAGUAGAUCGCCAAAAGUUGAUCGCGCGACAUUUUGCACCGAAUGAAAAUCCGCUUUUAGUCAGGGUGCGAUGAAUAACGUACUUACGUACCGGAGGUAUGCCUAUAUUACGAUCUGGCACUUCUUUUCCAACCGAGUACCGCGUAGAUACGCAUUACUCUGGCUAUCUGCGUACUUACUUUUUGCCGGUACCAUGCAUAUAUGACUUUUCCAAGGCACAAUCUUAACCGUAAUUAACUCAGUAUAUUGUGUACGUCUGGCCUGUCUUAGCAUGAAACAUGGUUGGACUGGUGGGAAUAAAGUAUGUUGGAGACGAUUGUAGUAUCUGUACAGUAUGUGCAAUUAUAUGCUCUUUGCUCUAACUCCUAGUUUCAGGUUACCGAAUGAAUACCUUCCGAAACAUGUACUUUAUGUACUUCAUUCAUAAGAUUAAGUACACCUUCAGUCGUAAGUUUGCCAGCUCAAGUACGCGGCAAAAACCAUUGGAGUACCAGUCAGGUACGAAUAGAAAUCUUAAAUUAUCUGUACACGCGGGAUGUUUUGCAUGUGUAUACACUAGGCUUACAUUAUAAAGAACGAGUCACAAACACUGAUCAUUUUUGUAUUAGGUAGUCAGUAAAUGCCACUAACAAAGCAUCGUCAUGUUAACUUCAUAGUUACAACAUUAUAAUGCUCGUGUAAUUUCUUGUUUUUCAGUCAUGAAGAGGAAAGUGCAGAUAUAUCCAGUCCAUCUUCAAAACGAUUUUACUUCGAGCAUAUUGAGCUGCAAGCUGUUAAAGUGAUUUUAACCUUGCUACCAGCUAUUGAUCUGCCUGAUGACCUGAAAGUGAUUAAAUACAGUUUAGGAAUUCCUCGUCAAUUGCCUCCAAUGACAUUCGAAAAUGCUUGCUUAUAUUUUGGUAAGUUAGAUACAUGCUGCCAUAUUACUAUAACAGUAUUCAAAAUAACGGGGUUCAGGGGUCAACUCCUUAACCCAAAUUGACUAUUUUACUCCAAAAAUCUCCACAGAUAAGGUUUAUGCCCCCUCUCAUUAUCCCUGAGUGGUCUUGCUGUAUCCUCCUAGUUCUAGCACCGUUGGGGCGAAACUAUAUGACCAGAUAAUUUAAAACCGAACAUUUCGCACAAAAAUACGUAUGCGGAGUAAAUGGUAUGAUAGCAGACUGUAUCACUGCAAAACAAUUUGACUCAAAGACUUACGUGAAAUAAUGCACCCACAGUGACUCAAAUUUAUGAGCAAAUUUACUUAUUUUUUGCGUGAAGUAAACCUUUUCCCUUUACUAAAAAAAUUGAUUUUACUCAAAAUUUUGAAUGACUAUGGAUGAUUUAGACAGAAUUAUGUUAAGUUUUUAAGUAAAAAUAUUCAGGGAUUUUUUUCAGUGUAGGAAAGAAAGAAUAAAAUUCGUGCAAUUUUAUAAAGGUUUUAGAACACCUAAAACAGUUCAGAAUAAUAUUAUAUGCUACAUCCGACUUAACCGACUACUCCGGCUAUUAACGGUCAUUUAGUCUACCGUAUUGAGGUGGAUAACUGUGGAUUAAACAUUCAUGGAUAUUUCAUUCCAGACGCAUUCGCACGCAACAAUAUCCAGUAUGAUUCAUAUAAAGACAUUUCAUAUGAUGUCAUGAAACAUUACUCAAAGGUAAGAUCGGCAUGAUUUGAUAAUUAUAUAUCACGUGGCUUUGUCUCUAUAGAAGAACAUGAAAUUAAACAGAUUAUUAACCAACCCGAGCGUCUGUAAUACUCUAUGUUGAUUUUGACUUGUACUCGUUGAUGUGAACGACAUUAUUUAAACAUUACUGUUACGUGAAUUUGGCAAUGGUAAUAUUCACUGCAAAAAAUGAAAUACUUGGCAAGAUUUUUUCCUAAUUUAAGAUAAUUAUUCUUAUAUCAAGAUUAUAUUUCUUGUUUUAAGAAUAGUUAUCUUGAUUUUAGAAAUUAUUUCUACGUUGAGAAACAUGUAAGAUUAGUUUUUCUUAAAUGAAGAUAUUAUUUCUUGACGCAAGGCUUUGUUUCUUGUUUCAAGAUUUAAAACUUAAUUUCAAGAAAAUUUAACUUGGUAUAAAGUGGUUAGAAAGGUUAUAUCAUUACCUGAAAAUUAUUUAUCUUGUCUUUAGAAAAAUAAUCUUAGGUUUGAGACAAAUUAUCUUUUAAGUUCAAGCAAGUGUAUAUAAGUUUUCUUGUUUCGAAAUUUAUAUUUAUCUUGGUAAGAUUAAUACUAAUCUUGCUAAGAUUUUUAGUAAGAUUCGUUCCAUUUUUGUAAGAUUAUUUUUCUUUUAUCAAGAAUAAUUUUCUAGGCAAGAAAUAUUUUCCUAUAUAUGGGACAAAAAGAAAAAUUAUCUUAAAUCAAUUUUCUUGGUAAGAUUAAAUUUCUCAAAUCAAGAAAAUUUUUCUCGAUCAAGAAAAUCUUAUCUAGAAAAAUUUUCCUAUGUAUGGGACAAGAUAAUGUUGCUUAAAUUAAGAAAUUUUUGCUCAAAACAAGUUGUUUUUUUCUUAAAAUAAGCUUUUCAUUUUUUGCAGUGUUUAUUAGGUCUAGGUGCAUGUUAACAUAAGCAGCAAAAUAAUAAGUUAUUGAACGAUCUGUGCCAAUGUACGUAGUGUCAAUAAUAAGAAAGCUUUGGAUUGAUAGGGAUGCAAAUACCUGAAAAAUACAAGGAGAACUUCGGCGUUUCGAACAAAUGCAUGCACUUCGUCAGCUAAUAAGUUCAACGAGUUCCAAGAUAGACUUGGUCUAUGUCCCUUUUUCUUUGAUCUGUUAUAGUGGAAGACGCGUCAGUCAUUCAUUUUGCACUAUAGUAGAUCAGAGAAUUAGGACCAAUCAUUGAGUAG